This is a messenger RNA of Ostrinia nubilalis (European corn borer), 2078 nucleotides long. RefSeq names its product somatomedin-B and thrombospondin type-1 domain-containing protein (gene vex). Lineage: Eukaryota; Metazoa; Arthropoda; Insecta; Lepidoptera; Crambidae. The transcript has 6 exons. Bases 412 to 1242 code for a protein of 276 amino acids. The record is from RefSeq and is a predicted model, not a curated record.
CCUCCCCCAACCGACGGGAAGGGCAGACGCGACGCGCGGGAAACGCAACGCGCGUUCGUAAAUUCAAAUUCGAAAGAACGGAUUUAUUUUUAAAUUGUGCUGUGUUUUGUGGCGGGAAAAUAAUAGCGAGCUGCCGUCGCCGGUUUUAAAUUUGGAAUGACAUUCGACCAAGCUCGAUUCCAUUUACGAAAAUUUUAAAAGGCAUAAAAGGAGCCUGGACUUCUUUUUAAUUUAUAACUGGACAGUGCUUUGGCGCGCGUUUCGCCUUUUUUCUCAACAAGCUCUGUUUUGAAUUAACGGCAUUGGCUCUCUUGUAGUUCCGCAGUGUUUUUUUAAUUUAAAUUAGCGAACUUUUGGUAAUUGGCCAUUGAACUUUAGUUUUUUGUAGAAACAAGCAAUUUUGAGAGCAAAAUGCUUCGGUAUUGGCUGUGUUUCGCUAGUGCGGUAUGUUUGGCGGGACAUUGUGGUGCGAAUUACUGCCGGGACGCCAACCUGUGUUGUCCCGGGCGGGACAGUGCGUGUGUGGUGCAAAAAGCUCAUCAGAACGCGAUCAUAGAAGACCUGACGGACAAGCCUUGCUACUGUGACCAUGCUUGCUUGAAGUUGGGAGACUGCUGUCCCGAUUUUCGAGAGACGUGUGGAGUGAUCGACUGCGUCGUAUCCAGUUGGGGGGCCUGGUCUGACUGCGACACGUCCUGCGGUUCUGGCAGCAUGAUGAGGACCAGGCGGGUGGUCCAGUCACCAGCUAGGGGGGGCCGGCACUGCCCCUCUCUGGUGCAGAGGAGGGCCUGCCAGGAGCACCAGGGAUGCGCCGCGGAUAGUGAUGUGCCUAUGAAAGCGGAGACAGCCAUGAUCCUACCGGGAGAGCUGUCGGUGAGCCGGCACUCCAACGAGACGGUGGACAUCAGGAAGAACCUCCGCCUGAGGAACCCUGACGACCCGGAGUCCAACUCGCAUAGAGAGUACUGUGUCCAGUUCCAAGUUUCCAAGGUAUCCAAGGCUUGCCACACCGACUCCGAUUACAAAGCUCUGAGAGAAGGCAACACGGUCUGCGUACUCUGCGAGACGGCUGCCUUACGCCGGGAUCUGAACUGGCGAUGCGACGGCCACGGCGUGGCUGGCCACACGACUCGCUUCUUCGCGAUGGUGGCGCCACUCUGCCACGGCAAGUGGGUCCGGUCUGAGACCACCCCGGACAAACAUAGCGAGUGCUGCACGAAACCCGACUUCAUUUUCAUUUAAAUGUAAUUUAUUUGAAACACUUCAUUUGUUUUUAAAUGUACUGCAUUUAUUUUUAAAGUACUUCAUUUGUUUACAAAUGUACUUUAUUUGUUUUCAAUUAAUUUACUUCAUUUGUUUUAAAAAAUGUAACUUCAUUUAUUUUUAAUUUUAAAAGUAUUUCAUUUAUUUUCAAAACUUCAUACGUUUUUUAACACAGUUCAUUUAUUUUUAAUUCAUUUGGUUAUAAUUUUAUUUUCGAAUAAUAACUAUGUUUUGAACGUAUUUCGUAUUACAAGUGUUUGAGAUGAUUUAAGAAACAUAUUACCCUCCUGAUUCUCGAAAGUUAUAUUUCAUUAGCAUUGGAUUAAACAUAGUUUAGAUUUCAUUUAUUCAUGUAAAUGGCUGUCGAAGAUUUCUUCCAAUAUAGUAUCGGUAUAGUGCAUAAAUACUUUCGCACUGACUAGUACCUAAUGUAAAGACAGCACAUUAAAAUAUUGGUUGUUGCAAAACAGAAUCUUAUUACAACCAUAUAAGAUUGUAUAUCUUAAUGUACCGUCACACAUACUUGAAAUAUGAACUUAAGCUAGCAUAGGUAGAGAUUUCGUUAAAAAAUAUGAAGUUAUUCUUCUACAGUACAUUCAUUUUUGAAACUUUCAUGAAAUAAAUGAAUAAUUUGUAAAUACAUUUAGUUUCACAAAUUUAAAUCAUUUUGGCAUUUAUAGGUCAAGCGAUCAGUCAAUGCCUGAGUGAGUUUUUAUUAUGUCAGCGAGACUUCAGAUUUGUAUGCUGUCUCGUCGUAAUAAUCAGGGAUGUCAUGGAUAUCCGUAAUCGUAACCGAAACUUUCGGAUAUCCGAAA